Etheostoma spectabile (orangethroat darter) is the source of this 2723-nucleotide messenger RNA. It is a transcript of the gene vps26bl, whose product is annotated as vacuolar protein sorting 26 homolog B, like. The transcript is spliced from 6 exons. The record is from RefSeq and is a predicted model, not a curated record. Gene Ontology annotation, biological process: intracellular protein transport. NCBI's taxonomy places the organism in Eukaryota, Metazoa, Chordata, Actinopteri, Perciformes, Percidae. The coding region runs from base 151 to 1155 and encodes 334 amino acids.
GCGCACUCAACCGGUUGUAACUCGAAAUAUUCAAUAAUCUGGAGAGCAUUGCGCUGGAGUCUGGACGUUUAACAGCAAAACGAGAAGAAAGUCCAGUGUGUUGUUUUAUAGACAAGGAGGAUCCAGCGACCGCUUGACUGACCAGCAGCCAUGAGCUUCUUUGGUUUCGGUCAGAGUGCGGACAUUGAUAUAGUUCUGAAUGACGCCGAAACGAGAAAGAAAGCUGAGCAUAAAAGCGAAGACGGCAGGAAGGACAAAUAUUUUCUUUUCUACGACGGUGAAACGGUGUCGGGGAAAGUCAACGUGACGCUCAAGUACCCGGGAAAGAGGCUGGAGCACAACGGCAUCAAGAUUGAGUUUGUUGGCCAGAUAGAGCUGUACUAUGACAGAGGAAACCACCAUGAGUUUGUGUCUCUUGUGAAAGACUUGGCCCGGCCAGGGGAGCUCACACAGUCUCAGACGUUUGACUUUGAGUUCACGCACGUGGAGAAGCCCUACGAGUCUUACACCGGUCAGAACGUCAAAUUACGCUACUUUCUGAGGGCGACAGUAGGCCGCAGACUGAAUGACAUCAGCAAAGAGAUGGACAUCGUGGUGCACACGCUCAGCACCUACCCUGAGCUCAACUCCUCCAUCAAGAUGGAAGUGGGGAUCGAGGACUGUCUACACAUAGAGUUUGAGUACAAUAAAUCCAAGUAUCACCUUAAAGAUGUGAUUGUGGGGAAGAUUUACUUCCUGCUGGUGAGGAUUAAGAUCAAACACAUGGAGAUUGACAUCAUCAAGCGGGAGACAACUGGCACAGGGCCAAACGUCUACCACGAGAACGACACCAUGGCGAAGUAUGAAAUCAUGGACGGUGCACCGGUCCGAGGGGAGUCCAUCCCCAUCAGGCUGUUUCUCGCAGGCUAUGAGAUGACGCCCACAAUGAGGGACAUUAACAAGAAGUUCUCGGUGCGGUACUACCUCAACCUGGUCCUCAUAGAUGAGGAGGAAAGGCGCUAUUUCAAACAGCAGGAGAUCACCCUGUGGAGGAAAGGGGACAUAGUGAGGAAGAGUAUGUCUCACCAAGCGAUCAUCGCCUCCCAGCGCUUCGAAGGCUCCUCCAACGCAGAGAAAAGCCAGACCCCGAGUACUGCAGAAGAAGAGGACAGCUAAAGCCCCCCCCCCCGUGUAGUGAGUGUCUGAGCCAAACACAGUGCAGACAUUCUGGAUGUGAAUAUCAUGUUCUUGCAAUGAGAUGGAAUGCGCUGCAGUCCAUUUCAGUGUGUGUGUGUGCUUGUGUGUGCUUGUGUGUGUGUGUGUCUGUGUGUGUCUGUGUGUGUCUGUGUGUGUGUGUCAAACACCUUAAAGCAGAGAUCUUCAACAGGGGGUCCGGGACCCCCUAGGGGGUCCUCCGAGUUACUGCGUAGGGGCCGCCAAAUUAUUGCUAAUUUUUUGAAAGUUUCCAUGAAAAUAUCUUAAUGAGUCCAACAUUUUAUUUGCAACAUUAUUAGCAAAUAUAAAUCAACUUAACCAUUUGUAAAAACAAAUCCUCAGAUACAAUUCAUCCUAAGGAUUCACCCUGCCACAUGUAUGUUUAAUAUUCAUUUUAUACAAUAUAUGUAGUAGGGGGUCCCUGCUCCAUCUCUUUCAGUUAAGGGGUCCUUGGCUUAUAAACGUUGAAGACCCCUGCCUUAUAGUACCAGCUGGGUGACAUUUAAACACAUGAAGACAUCCUGAUCAGACAGUGUCUUUGUCAGUUUAUGACACAGGUCAAUGGGCAAACUUCACCCAUUAGAUGUAAUUUGCAAAUACUGUUCGACCAAUAUCUCGAAUUCAGGUGAGUGGAUGAAUGAGAGCCAGUGUAUUUCUAACACAGCCUUUCCUUCAGAGCUACUUACUUGGCUGGAGAAACUGUAGUCAUACAGUAGCUUUCUACAGAGUGGGUAAACAAUAGUUUGUACAGUACAUUUAUGUAUCUUUACUCAAAGGAACGGGAGAUUCUUUCAUUCACUGAAGAUCAUUUCGCUGCCAUGCCCUCUGCUGAGAAACCGCUCGACCCAUUUGGUUUUAAUUUAAAAAUGUGUAGAACGUUUUUGAAAACAAGAUUUAAAAAAUACUCUAAAAGAAAGGAAAUACAUUCACAUAUUUGUAUAAUACGAUGAUCAAUAUUUUCAUACAUUCCAAGGCUCUCCUCAGAAAAAAGGCAUGGCUGUAGAGUAUUUAUUUUUUAAACAAGAUUCCAUUUUUAUCCAGCAUGUGCCAUGUUUGCUGUAUCAGUGGGUUGUGUCUGGCGUUGCCGCUGCUGCUAAAACAAACGUGGCACUCUGCGAGCGCUGCGGGACUGGUCCUCCGUCAUGGUAACCGUCUCCGAUAGUUUUGAAGCCCUGCUUUGUUUUGUUUUUUGCACUAUGAUCUCAUUCUUCUUUUUUUUCUGCUCUCAGUGCUGUUUAUAAACUGGACUCAUGGCAGGGUUCAGGAGCAGAGUGAAAAUCCGACCCCUCUAUCCCCGGGGAUCACUUCAAAUCCAAUAUGGACAGUAUUACACCUGUGUUGAGAGACAAAGUGAGUCCUGCCGGGACGGACUGUCUCUGUGGUUAGCUAGCGUUGUGCCUAAGGGUUUUAUUGCCAAAAAAACGUUUGUGUGCAAUACUGUAGAACUACUGCCCUGGUGAUAUGCCCCGCCCUUUCUCCCCAUUUAGACUGCUCUAAAUCCACCACAGUCACCUAUCAUGAAAUAAAAA